Molecule: messenger RNA, 2004 nt
Organism: Sesamum indicum (sesame)
Lineage: Eukaryota; Viridiplantae; Streptophyta; Magnoliopsida; Lamiales; Pedaliaceae
Product: beta-amylase 1, chloroplastic
Biological process (GO): polysaccharide catabolic process
Molecular function (GO): beta-amylase activity
Source: RefSeq, a predicted model, not a curated record
AUAAAUAGCCCAAUGCGACUGCCUUUCACCUGAGCUAUAUUUUCCUCUACGCGGAAGAAUAAAAGAUUUUUUAUUACAAUUGUGAUAAGAGAUCGAAUUCUUCAAAUUUUUGCAUAAUGGCUAUGAAUUUGCCUCAUCAGAUCGGAGCAAUCUCCGGCGCGGCGUUGUGUGCGGAUGCGGGUGUGGUUCCCGGCGAAGCGCCGUCGUCUUCUACCGUAACAGCGGUUUGGAGAUCGUCAGGGACGAGUAAUAUGGGGGUUUCGAUGACGAUGAACGGACUGGAGAAUGGCCGAGUGUCGCCGUCGCCGCCGUUCACUCCGCCCCUGGGCUCGGUGCGGCCGGAGAUCUCGCUGUCGCUGGCGGCAGAAGCGCUGAUGUCUGCUCCGAUUAGCACGGGUGACGUGCCGGAUAGGGAGUACAUAGCUGGCGGAAAUGCGCGGGGGGAAGAAAAGAAGAAUGGGGUGCCGGUGUACGUUAUGAUGCCGUUGGAUAGCGUGACGUGGAACCACACGGUGAAUAGGAAGAAGGCGAUGAACGCUAGCCUUCAGGCGUUGAGGAGUGCGGGCGUGGAGGGGAUAAUGAUGGAUGUUUGGUGGGGGUUGGUGGAGGGGGAGAAACCCGGGGAGUAUAACUGGGCCGGGUACUCGGAGCUUCUGGAGAUGGCGAAGAAACACGGGCUUAAGGUGCAGGCUGUGAUGUCUUUUCACCAGUGCGGCGGAAAUGUUGGGGAUUCUUGCACAAUUCCUCUGCCCAAUUGGGUUGUAGAGGAGAUCAACAAGGACCACGAUCUUGCAUAUACUGAUCAAUGGGGUAGGAGGAAUUACGAGUACAUAUCACUUGGAUGUGAUACCCUUCCAGCACUCAAGGGAAGAACUCCUGUGCAAUGUUAUUCAGAUUUCAUGAGGGCUUUCAGUAAUGAAUUUGAGCACCUUCUCGGUGACACCAUUGUGGAAAUUCAAGUUGGAAUGGGUCCGGCAGGCGAGCUUCGAUAUCCCUCAUACCCUGAGCAAAACGGGACAUGGAGAUUUCCUGGGAUUGGAGCUUUUCAGUGCUAUGACAAGUACAUGCUCAGUAACUUAAAAUCAGCGGCUGAAGCUAUUGGUAAACCUGAAUGGGGGGCCACCGGGCCGACAGAUGCAGGCAACUACAAUAGCUGGCCUGAAGAUACAAACUUCUUCAAAAAAGAAGGCGGUGGCUGGAACAGCCCCUACGGGCAGUUUUUCCUCUCUUGGUACUCCCAAAUGCUUCUCAACCAUGGCGAGCGGAUACUACAAUCAGCCAAGACUAUAUUUAAGAACAAGAGCGUAAAGUUAUCAGCCAAGAUUGCAGGUAUCCACUGGCACUACGGCACCCGGUCCCAUGCUCCUGAGCUCACAGCAGGGUACUACAACACCCGUUUCCGAGACGGUUACCGUCCUAUCGCACAAAUGCUAGCUCGCAAUGGUGCUAUCUUCAACUUCACCUGUAUCGAGAUGAGAGAUCACGAGCAACCACAGGAUGCUCUGUGUGCGCCUGAGAAACUCGUCAGGCAAGUCGCUUUAGCCACUCAAGAAGCUGGGGUUCCACUUGCUGGAGAAAACGCACUGCCAAGGUAUGAUGGGUGCGCACACGAACAAAUAUUGCAGGCCUCGGCAUUGAAUGUUGAGGGGAACUCAACCGGGAGGGAGAUGUGUGCGUUUACCUAUCUGAGGAUGAACCCGGAUUUGUUUCAACCGGAUAACUGGAGACGGUUUGUGGAUUUCGUGAAGAAAAUGAGAGAAGGGAAAGAUGUGCAGCGGUGUUGGGAGCAAGUUGAGCGUGAGGCCGAGCAUUUUGUGCAUGUGACUCGGCCUUUAGUGCAAGAAGCUGCAGUCGCGCUUACGCAUUAAUGCCGAUAUAUGUAGGAUGGUAUGCACGGACUAGAUCUUAUAUUCUAGAUCCUAUUCCAUCCUUUAAUUUAUUUAAUAUACAAAUGCCACAUGUACAAAAAUUUCCCUUAAAUAAAAUAAAAUGACAUAAUCUAUA